GCGGCGCGGAGCCGUGCGCGGAGCCCCGGCUGCAGCCCGCCGCCAGCCCUGGCCCUCCCCGCGCCCGUGAGUACGGCGGCCGCGGCCGCCGCCCCUUCCCCGCCGCGCCCGAGGGGGUCCCGGGCCCCCCUUCCCGAGCGUGCCCUGGGGUGACGCUGUUCCCGGGGAGGUGUCGGCGAAGGCGCGGGUGCUCGGCCGCAGCCCGCCUCCGGAGCGAGCAUCGCCCAGCCCCAAGUUAGGUGCCGGUACUUACUUUCCGCAUCAAUGAAUUGAGCUGAGCAGUCUCGCAGCGCCGAGGCAUCGCGCAGCACCCUGGGCGUCCCGGAGCUCGGCACGGGGCAAAGUGAUCCCGUUUGAGCUAAGCUCCAGGACAGCCGCUCCAGGAGCCCGGCGCUGCCUCUCGCCCCGCCUGCCUGGCUAGCCGGGACAUUAUUCCCCAGGAAAGCUGAAAAAAACGGGAAGAGGCUGCCCAGAAGAAGCUGCGCCCGACCGAAGAUGUUAAAGGAGGCGAAGGGGGGCUGCUUUUUGCCCACUGCGUGCCUCCAUGCCUGUCUUUCCCUUGUCUUAAUCCUUUAGGAAGGAGAAGCCAGGCAGCAGACCUUUCCUGGAGGGACGAUGCUGUCGAGCCCUGCCCCGGGCAGAAGAAAGCCUUUGCCGCCGAGACCCGCCGGCACCGGGGAUGCGCGGCCCGGGGCAGGCUGCAGGAGAGCGUGAGGAGCUGCCUCCUCCGGCGCUUCUCUGAGAGCGAAGAAGCAUGGUAAAAGCUGGACCCGAUCCUUGGAGCGCAGCCCCGCUGAGCAGGAGGUGGGAUUACUCCGGGCUGGUUAUGGAGUGCUACAACCUGGCAGCGGAACGUUAGACCGACUUGGCCGCGCUGGAAGGGGAGCCCGCUGCGGGCACCGCCGGCCUCGCACCCCUGGCCGUGGGGAGGUCACUCAGGUCCUUCUCCUCCUCUCGCCCUUUUUUCUCCUUCCAGUGAAUGACAGAAGAAAGAACUGGUAUUUGGCUCUUGCCAGUGUUGGGAAUACUGUGCCUUUUGCCUGGGAUGAUUUGCCCUGAUGUGCCACUUCGACGGGAUGUACAAAGUGCAACUGGGACUGAGCCGGCCAACAAAGUUUGCAGAGUGAUCAGCAGGGACUGUGGGAUGGAGGUAGCUGGGCGUACACUAUGGGGUCCGUCACGCACGGCCUGACAGCACAGACCUGCUGCUCCCUUGAAAACUAACUCCUGAUGGUCAAACUCUGCUGGCUCCUGUUUUUACUUCUCCCCUGACAAUCUGAACUUUCAGGGAAAAAAAAACCACACACAAACCCCUGAUGCAAUGCAGUGUUUCUGUGUUGGUUUUGUAUAUAAAUUUUGCUAUGCAAUUCCAAAACUAAAAGAGGAGGAGAGACGGCCCUGCACCCCAGAGCAAACAGAGAUUCAAAGGUGAAAGGAGAAACUAUGACUUGGAACGACACCACUAUGGACAGGGAAGGGUUGCUGGUGGAAAGGGACUCUUCCUUUCGGAUCCUCACGGGCUGCUUUCUCUCACUGCUGAUCCUCUCCACGCUGCUGGGAAACACGCUGGUCUGUGCGGCUGUCAUUAGGUUUCGCCACCUUAGGUCCAAGGUGACCAACUUCUUUGUCAUCUCCUUGGCUGUGUCAGACCUCUUAGUGGCAGUUUUGGUCAUGCCGUGGAAAGCUGUGGCUGAGAUCGCAGGUUUCUGGCCUUUUGGUUCAUUUUGCAACAUCUGGGUGGCCUUUGAUAUUAUGUGCUCAACAGCCUCCAUCUUAAAUCUCUGUGUCAUUAGUGUGGACAGAUAUUGGGCCAUCUCCAGCCCAUUUAGGUAUGAGAGGAAAAUGACGCCCAAGGCAGCCUUCAUCAUGAUCAGUGUGGCAUGGACUUUGUCUGUGUUGAUUUCCUUCAUCCCUGUGCAGCUGAACUGGCACAAGGCUACAACCACAAGCUUUUUGGACCUAAAUGCCAGUUUACAAGGUAUAACCAUGGACAACUGUGAUUCUAGCCUAAACAGGAUGUAUGCCAUCUCCUCUUCUCUAAUUAGCUUCUAUAUACCUGUGGCCAUUAUGAUAGUAACUUACACAAGGAUAUACCGGAUUGCUCAGAAGCAAAUACGACGCAUCUCAGCUUUGGAGAGGGCAGCAGUGCAUGCCAAGAACUGCCAGAACACGAGCGGCAACAGAAGCAGUAUGGAUUGCCAGCAACCAGAGAGCAACUUCAAAAUGUCCUUCAAGAGGGAAACAAAGGUUUUAAAGACUUUGUCGGUGAUCAUGGGGGUGUUUGUGUGCUGCUGGUUGCCAUUUUUUGUAUUGAACUGCAUGAUUCCCUUCUGCGAGCCUACCCAACCAUCCAAGGGAGCAGAAGCUUUCUGCAUUAAUUCCACCACCUUCGAUGUUUUUGUUUGGUUUGGAUGGGCUAACUCUUCCCUCAACCCCAUCAUUUAUGCCUUCAAUGCUGAUUUCCGCAAGGCAUUUUCGACCCUGCUAGGAUGCUACAGGCUCUGCCCUAUGUCCAGCAAUGCUAUAGAGACUGUUAGUAUUAACAAUAACGGAGCAGUUGUUUUUUCGAGCCAACAUGAGCCCAAAGGGUCCAGCCCCAAAGAGUCUAAUCUGGUUUAUCUGAUUCCACAUGCAAUUAUCUGUCCGGAAGAAGAACCUCUCAAAAAGGAAGAAGAGGGUGAACUAUCUAAGACCUUGGAGAAGAUGUCUCCAGCAUUGUCGGGUAUCUUGGAUUAUGAGGCUGAUGUUUCUCUGGAAAAGAUCAAUCCCAUUACACAAAAUGGGCAGCAUAAAACCUGAACAGUAAGGUUUACCCAGCAAGAUCUAAUAGGGUAUAUUGUAAUAAUCUUUUAAAGAAAAAAGAUAUACAAGAUUUUUUAGUAAGAAACUAAGCUCUAGGGAGAAAUACACAUUUUCACCAAGCCCAGAAUUAAUUAUCCUGGCAUUCAAAGCAAAUUUAACACUUAAAACAAUAAACAGAAAAAGAUACUGAAAUUUGGCUAAGAAAGAAUAUUAAACCAUGCUGUUCAUACUGAGAAAAAUAUACAAAUUUAGAUACAGUGCAGUGAGAAAGAUAAUAUUGCUUCACUUCCACACAGAGAAACUGAUUUCUAGCUUAAAAUGAGGCAAAAGAUAAAUGUUAAGUGUUUAAAGAUUAAUGUUUACUAAAAGUUAAAAGAUUGCUGUGUCUUGUGAUAGUGGGUGUUAACAGGUCCUAAUUAAAGACUGAGGGAUUGUAAAGAUAGGUAGAUGCCUUCUUAAAAUUAUUUCUGACAAAUAAUUGAGCCUUAUAAUAAGGAUGGUUAUUUUUAAAGCUUUGGGAGGUAAUAUGUUGAUACUGGUUUUAUUUAUUUAUUGUUUUAAAUUGAUAUUUUUCAUAUGUUAUAACAGAUCUAGCUUUAUUUAUGUUAUUUAAGAUGUCUAAAUAAUGGGAUAUUUUUGGAGUGUCAUAACUGCAUUUUGACCAGUCAACCAGUCAGCACUUUAUUAUAAGCUCUGAUAGUCUGGAGAGCUGGUGAGGGGAAUGAAGGAAUGUUAAAAAGCUCAGCAAGAAAUGAAGGAAUCAGCAAAACUAAUGCUGUGUGGAGUUCAUUUGCUUGAGGGCUUUUUUUUGUUUUAAGUGGUAUUUCUUUCAAAAGACAGGACCAGUGUUGACUGAAUUGUGAAUUCUCUUCCCUUAUAGAAAUAAAAGAAAUUGCUGCUAUUUAUUUUUUAAAAAAAUUUCAUGUUACAAAGACUUUGCUAGAAUGUCAAGUUUGUGGAUCUGUAAAUACCUUAAAUAUGACUAUGACCUUAAGAAGAAUCCGAUUUGAGAAGAAAAGCUUCUUAGAUAACAAUUCUUAGUAUAUAAUGUUUUGUAUUUAUGUAAGAUAAACAGCUUUCUCAGACUUUUCUUAUUUCAAGUCUUGGAUAUCUUUUCUGAACAAACACAAUUGGCUAUAAUGGUAGUAAACAUGCCAAACCUCGUUAUCAUCUGUAUUAUUGCAGUACCACCAGGAUCAUGCUGUCUGUCUGCUACUGUAUCACGGUCAGAAUAAAAAAGUGAGGUACCUAGUGCUUUACUUUGGAAACUAGGAGGACAUUACAUUUUAGUAAUUACCAUGUCAAUAGUCCAUUUGAUAAGGAAUAGUGCCUCAUUACCAUUUUGGAUUAAGACAUUUCUAAGUAUGGAUAGAACUGCAGCCGCCACCCCAAAAAUGUCCUGUGAGCUCCCCAAAAGUUGCCAACGUUUCAUUCAAAAAACUUGCUACUUUUCCAUUGUCCUUCCCUGCUGCUUCCCCUUUUUAAUGCCAAAAGCAAUCAGUGAACGUUAGCAACAGGAACGUUGGGUGUUAAUAUUCAGCAGCAUUCAAAGAAAGCUCUUUGUUUUCUGAAUGGAAGAAAAUACCCUUUGGAGCAACUUUUUCAUAACAUAUAUCAAAAAAAUGUGUUGUCAGGAAAAGAGAACUGAGAGGAAAAAAAGUUUAAAGUCUAAUGAACUAUAUACAUCCUGCAUCAGGUCUGUGUAUUUAUGUGAAUGUGUGAAUGUUUUCAUAAUUUUAUUGCCUGUAUGCUGCUUUCAUACAUAUAAUAAAAUUAUUUUGUGAACAGAAGAUCAAAUAAAAAAAUCUACAUUGCAUUUAUU
Phalacrocorax carbo (great cormorant) is the source of this 4624-nucleotide messenger RNA. The record is from RefSeq and is a predicted model, not a curated record. NCBI's taxonomy places the organism in Eukaryota, Metazoa, Chordata, Aves, Suliformes, Phalacrocoracidae.